Corapipo altera (White-ruffed manakin) is the source of this 657-nucleotide messenger RNA. RefSeq names its product ribonuclease P/MRP subunit p14 (gene RPP14). Gene Ontology annotation, biological process: tRNA 5'-leader removal. Gene Ontology annotation, cellular component: ribonuclease P complex. The record is from RefSeq and is a predicted model, not a curated record. NCBI's taxonomy places the organism in Eukaryota, Metazoa, Chordata, Aves, Passeriformes, Pipridae. The coding region runs from base 1 to 384 and encodes 127 amino acids. The transcript is spliced from 5 exons.
AUGGCGACGCUGACCGCGCGCGGCCGCCGUACGGAAGGGGCGGGCGCGCGGCCCCGAGCCGCCAUUGGCCGGGCGGGGGCGCGCGCGCCGGGAGGGGCGGGCAGAGCAGUGUCCGAGCGGAGGGCACGGGCCGAGGGAGAAGUGUCCUCAGUUUACCGCUGCCGUAACCGGGUUGGAGCAGCUUUGCCUGUUGAUGUCUUAACAUAUGAGGAAAAAACUCUGUCUGCCAUAUUAAGAGUUAUUAGCAGUGGCCUUGUCAAGCUGUGGAGUGCUCUAACCUUGCUGGGCUUCUACCAGAACAGGAGGUGUGCCUUCCGGGUGCUGCAGACAUCUCCAUUUCUUCUGGCAUUAUCUGGGAACAGUAGAGAACUAGUCCUAGACUGAAUGUGCUUGUUGGUUUGGUUGUACAAAGCAGAAGUUUCUGGAGAUGUUGCAGCCCUUCAGGCGAGGAAUUUCUGGAGGAAUGUUCCGACGAAGAGCCUUGACAAAGCUGACGUUUAUCAACUCACUGCUUGGACAUCCAGUACUUCAAAGUUUACACAUAAAAGUUGGAGACAAAGCUGAACUUACCAAAGCUUUUACUCAGAAUGAUGUUGUUACUUUUUCCUACUUAACAGGUGACACAAAUCCUUUGCAUUUAAAUGAAGAGUUUGCAAA